AAACUGGUUCGGCCUCAUCAUAACUUUACUCUUUCGGACCAGAAAACACUGUUUACCUUACCCUCUCUCUCUCUCUCUCUCUCUCGGGUUUCAAAACCACCGCAGCGAGAUGCCGUUGGAGGAGGAUCCACACGACGGUGCUAUGGAAAUCGAGGAGUCUGACAUUCCGAAGCUCCAGACUGACUUUGAACUCGUCUCUUACACUCUCUUCUACGAUGAAUUUCUAGACACAGAUUUGCUGCAAAGAACAUGGCCUAUUGUGGAAUCCGCCUUAGAAGAGUAUGGCCUUUCGUGCACUCUGGAUCUGGUGAAGCGUUAUAUGAGAGUGUCCACAACCAAAAUGGCUUCAGAUCCAGAUUUUAUAUUCACAGCUAUUGAUAUUCUUGAACUUUUGUCAAGAAGUGUUCCGGCAGAUUGGGCAAUAAAGAUUCUAGAUUGCAGUUGCCAACACGACAUCAUUAAGAUUGGGAAUCAAGAAGACGGUCUUUGCAGGAUAUUUGGGAUCAAUAAGGAGCAAUUUCUUGCACGGAGAGCACUUCUCAUGGGUGGUGUCAUGAAGGGACUAGUUGAUGUGACGGAUUGUGGUAUUUUUCUCAAGGGAAACACUAUUGCUGUCCUGGGUUCACUUCAUGGAUUAAAGAUGGUAAGGAGGAUUGUGGAAGACUGUAUAGCUCAUGAUGUGCCUCCUGCACCCCGUGUCCAGAGGAUGAGAAAGAAGAGCCAAGCGAAGAAGGCUAGGAGGAUCAAAAGGACCAGUGAAGUGACAAUGAAUCUUCAAGCUUUGCGUGUCUAAAUUGUGUUAUAUGAUGCUCAUUUAGAAAAUGAGUGACAAUAUUAUCCUAAAUGGCCAGAUAUGUUAGUGGUGGAGUCAUCUUCAUCAUUACUUCAUUAGUAGGGAGUUUAGUUACUACUGUGGUUGUAAAAGGCUGUAGAAAUGAGUCUUGAGUUAAUAUGUUUUUUCGGAUGUGAUUGGGAACUGAAACAGAGAGCUCAAAAGUAAUAUUAAACAGAAACUGACCGAGUGUCAUUUGCCUGUGGGUUUCUCAUA
Messenger RNA from Rosa rugosa (rugosa rose), 1048 nucleotides. RefSeq names its product KRR1 small subunit processome component homolog. Gene Ontology annotation, molecular function: RNA binding. Gene Ontology annotation, cellular component: nucleolus; small-subunit processome. The record is from RefSeq and is a predicted model, not a curated record. NCBI's taxonomy places the organism in Eukaryota, Viridiplantae, Streptophyta, Magnoliopsida, Rosales, Rosaceae. The transcript is spliced from 7 exons. Bases 110 to 793 code for a protein of 227 amino acids.